Messenger RNA from Staurois parvus, 609 nucleotides. Lineage: Eukaryota; Metazoa; Chordata; Amphibia; Anura; Ranidae. The record is from the annotation of a GenBank genome assembly.
AUGGAGAAGACAGUUCGGGACCAUGUGCUCUGGGCACUGGAUGAGUUGGAAAGCAGAAGUCUGAAGAGCUUCCGUAACAAGUUAAAUGAUUGCACAGUUAAGGAGGGCUAUCAAAGGAUCCCCAGAGGCCAGCUGGAGAAUAAAGACCCUGAAGACCUCACAACUCUGAUCCUGAAAAACUACGGGGAUUCGUAUGGGGCUGAACUUACUUUAAGCAUUCUAAAGGCCAUCAAUGAGAAUAAAGUGGCAGCAGACUUUGAAAAGCUCCUGGCCAACGGUAAGACUGGUAGAAGAUUUUCUAUUAUAGAUUCUUCUGCUUCUUGCUCAGGCCCCAAGAAGCAUUUUGUGGCUAAACAUCGGGAGGCUCUGAUCAGUCGGAUGUACAUCGUGGAGGGAGUCUUAGAUGGUCUUCUAGAAGAGAAUCUGCUGAACCACGAACAGUACGACCGCGUGCGGUGCCAGAGGACGUCGCAGGAGAAGAUGAGGGAGCUGUACAGCUACAUGCGAGGCUGGGGGGACAACCACAAGGACCGAUUAUACAACUGUCUACUAAAAAACAACAAGCCGCUCAUUGAAGACCUGAAGGACCGAGAACGUGCUCCGAACUAA